AUGCUGAAGGAGGAGAGCAACUACCAUGACCUGGAGUCAGUGGUCCAGCAGAUGGAGCAGAACCUCCAACUGAUGACCAAAAGGGCUAUGAAGGCAGAAAAUCACGUCAUGAAACUGAAACAGGAAAUAAGUUGGCUCCAGGCCCAGGUCUCUAACAUCCAACGAGGAAACCAGGCCCUGCUAUCCGGCUAUGGGGCCAACUUGACCAUGGUGAAGCAGAACACAGACUUGGACUUGCAGAACCUCUGCGUGGUCAUGAGCAACGCACAAUCUACAAUAAAGCAGUUGGUCUCUGGAGCACAACACUGA
This is a messenger RNA of Choloepus didactylus (southern two-toed sloth), 309 nucleotides long. RefSeq names its product endosome-associated-trafficking regulator 1-like. The transcript has a single exon. NCBI's taxonomy places the organism in Eukaryota, Metazoa, Chordata, Mammalia, Pilosa, Megalonychidae. Gene Ontology annotation, biological process: positive regulation of protein localization to cilium; regulation of cytokinesis; positive regulation of cilium assembly. Gene Ontology annotation, cellular component: recycling endosome; centrosome; early endosome. The record is from RefSeq and is a predicted model, not a curated record. The coding region runs from base 1 to 309 and encodes 102 amino acids.